Molecule: messenger RNA, 579 nt
Organism: Pipistrellus nathusii (Nathusius's pipistrelle)
Lineage: Eukaryota; Metazoa; Chordata; Mammalia; Chiroptera; Vespertilionidae
Source: the annotation of a GenBank genome assembly
AUGGCCCAGAUCUCUGUGUGGCUGAUGGCAGGGGCCAUGCUCUGCUCCAGCCCUGCUGGCGCUCUGGAAGGGGAUGCACUUUGGAUGCAGAGAACAGAUAACCUGAGAGUCUUCAAUAUUUUGAGGCAACUGCAAAGGACCCCCCCUCACUUAUGCCUGGGUGACAGAAACAACUUCACAUUUCCCUGGAACAGGGGGACCAUCCCCCAAAUGCACAAGACACAAAGGACCUGUCUGCACUAUCAGAUGCUCCUGCAGAUGUUCACCCUCUUCAGCGCACAGUGCAGCCUUGCUGCAUGGGACCACACCCUCCUCUCCCAGCUCCUCUCCAGCCUCCAUCACAGCCUGGAGCACCUGGAGCAGCUGGAGCACCUGGAGCAUUUGGAGGAGAGGGAAGGAGAAGAUCGGGCUUGUCCCAAGGUUAGAAUUCUCCUGCGGAAGUAUUUCCAAAGAAUCUAUAACUACCUGAGAGGGAAGAACUACAGCGCCUGUGCCUGGGAAGUGGUUAGAGUGGAAAUGACACUUCGCAUUGCAAUCAUGUACCGAUCCUCAAAGGAAAGUCAACCCACUCAGAAUUAG